Synchiropus splendidus (mandarinfish) is the source of this 5091-nucleotide messenger RNA. RefSeq names its product XK, Kell blood group complex subunit-related family, member 7b (gene xkr7b). The transcript has 4 exons. Gene Ontology annotation, cellular component: plasma membrane. The record is from RefSeq and is a predicted model, not a curated record. The coding region runs from base 12 to 1832 and encodes 606 amino acids. Lineage: Eukaryota; Metazoa; Chordata; Actinopteri; Syngnathiformes; Callionymidae. Gene Ontology annotation, biological process: engulfment of apoptotic cell; apoptotic process involved in development; phosphatidylserine exposure on apoptotic cell surface.
UCCUAACCAACAUGGCCGCUAAGUCGGACGGAGCAGCUGUGGCUGUGGAGGAUGACAACACGCCCAGGAGCCUGUCGGAGUCGGGGAACCCCGUCGGCCGGUCCCGGUGCUCCAGCGCCGGCGGGAAGCCGUACACCCUGCUGGACUGCUGCUGGGUCCUGUGCGCCCUGCUCGUCUUCUUCUCCGACGGCGCCACCGACCUGUGGCUGGCCGCCGACUACUACCUGAGAAAGAACUACUGGUGGUUCGGCUUGACGCUGGUCUUCGUGGUGGUGCCCUCCGCGGUGGUUCAGGUGCUCAGCUUCCGGUGGUUCGUCUACGACUACACGGAGCUGAGCGGCGCGGACGGAGCGGCGAGCGAGAGCGGGAGCGGCGCGGCGGAGGCAGGCGCGGCAAGCGGACCGGCGGCCACGGGAGACACCGCGGUGAGCACCAAGGACAGCGACCAGCGCGGGGCGAACGCGACCGCGGCCAACGCUGCCAAUGCUACCCAGGUUUACACGUCCUCCACCCCGCCGGCCGCGUCCGGCAGAGUCGGGGGUCCGCGGAGGUGCUGCACCAUAUGCAUGUGGGUCUUUCAGAGCGUGCUACACAUCCUGCAGCUGGGACAAGUCUGGAGGUACAUCCACGCCCUCUACCUGGGCGCCCAGAGCCGCUGGCACAGCAACGCCCCCCGCCGCCAUUUCCACUGGCGGCUAAUGUUCGAGUGCGCCGACAUCACCAUGCUGCGCCUCCUGGAGGCCUUUCUCAAAUCCGCACCGCAGCUCGUCCUCCAGCUGAGCAUCAUGAUUCACGGCAAUGAUGUCCUGCCCCUGCAAGGCCUGUCUGCUUCUGCCUCUCUGGUCUCUCUGGCCUGGAUGAUCGCCUCCUAUCAGAAGGUUCUCCGAGACUCUCGGGACGACAAGCUGCCCAUGUCCUACAAGGCCGUCAUCGCUCAGAUGCUGUGGCACUUCUUCACCAUCGGGGCCAGGACUGUUGCGUUUGCCCUCUUUGCCUCCGUCUUCCAGCUCUACUUCGGCAUAUUUAUCGUCAGCCACUGGUGCAUCAUGACGUUCUGGAUCAUCCAGGGCGAGACAGACUUCUGCAUGUCCAAGUGGGAAGAGAUCAUCUACAACAUGGUGGUGGGCAUCAUUUACAUCUUCUGCUGGUUCAACGUGAAGGAAGGGCCGAGCCGCUUCCGGAUGACCGUCUACUAUUCGGUGACGCUGGCCGAGAACGUGGCCCUGACAGCUGCCUGGUACACCUAUCGCGGGCCACAGACCCCCGACUCCUCCGCCCUGGUGGUGGUCUGCCUGGUGGCCUGCAGCUUUGCGCUGGGGACCUUCUUCAUGUUGGUGUACUACUGCUGGCUGCACCCAGAUGGACCCGUCCUGGGCUCACACUGGGGAGCCUGCGUGGACGAGGGUGUGGUGGGAGCAGGAGGGGUGGUGGGUGUGAUUGACGCUUGCCUUACCCCAUCACAAGGAUCCCAAACGGACAUGGUGAUCACCAGCCCACCAAGGACUCUCCCCAGGACUAAGGACGCAGGGGAGCCUGUCCCAGGUGAGACGGGGGACAGUUGCCUGCCUGUCUUUCAGGUGCGCCCCUCCCCUUCCUCGUCUCCGGCACUCCUUCACAGAACCUCCUCCUCGUCUCGCACGCAGGAGGGACCUGUGAUCCGGAUUGACCUCCCAAGAAAGAGGUACCCAGCUUGGGAUGCCCACUUUAUAGACCGCCGGCUUCGAAAGACCAUCCUUCUCCUGGAGACCACUUCAGCGGUCAGCCCGAGGAUUCAGUACAGGAGUAGCAUGAUGGGCAGCAAGGAGGUGCUGGAGUACGAGACGACUGUCUAGACGCCUACAGAGGCUUCGAAGCAACAAUCCAGAGGCCUGAGAUCUGCUUCAGGUGAAGAUGGGACGUAUCACGUAGUGGCAGACAACGUUCUUGUCGAACUCGACUGUAAAAUGUGAAGUGCAAUCUGUGACUGAGGCCCUGCCCUCGGGACACAGGCGGAGAAUUAGUAGCAUGAGCGGGCCGGGGCAAGGGGAUCCAGAAACUGGAACAUCGUCAUUGAUCAUGGAACGCCGCAGAGUAUUACAUUCGAACCGGAAAACCUCGUAGAAGGAGGGGGGGAGACUGUGGAGUGCACCACGGACAGGCUCGGACGGACGCUCCAGGGAAAUCCUGGUGCACGCGCUGCAGUCCGUGGCUCGGGUUCGUGCCGGACGUGCAACCCGUUUUAGGCCACGAUUCCGAAUUUGCAUCACGGGCUGAAAUAUUCCAAACAAAAUAAGGAGGAAUGUCCUAGGUCCGGUUGCACGUCCCACAAUCCCUUGGAUGAACUUGGAAUACAAGAGGGACACUUCCGUGAAAAGAACCAAUAGGGUCUGAUCCCGAAUGCGGUAGGAAAACAUCCAUUUGUGAUAUAAAAGAAGCCACUGUUUACAUCUCACCGGCACAGUCAUUCACACUUGUCAAGACUUGCAAAGAUUGUCAGUACUGUGAAUCCAGCAUGGAUGACUGGUGCCGCGGCGUGAGGACGCUCUUCAGAACACAAACCUUGUACAGUAGAAUACAGUACAGACGCGAGGCAUAAGCUAAUACAAUAAGCUGUAGUUACUGGAGAAGGAGAAGGGGGUCGUUCACUCGCAAGAGUCUAAAUAUGAAAUAUGAAUUGCUUUUGAUUUCCGUGUUCUUGGAAUGUGAAGCCCAUGUUGGGUAGGCAGUGACGAGCUAGCGUGUUAGCAAUAGCUGCUAUGUCAUGUUUUGUGUGGAGUUUUAGCUCUUCUAAAAAGGUUUACAAACCAUGUACAGGCCUUCAGAGAACACGCGAGUACAUUCACUGAAUGACAAGUGAAUACGGACUUGAGCUUGGGACUGUUACGAUCAAGUCGCUCAGCGAUUCAUGAGAGUGUCGCGAAGCAAGCUAACCUUGCCGCCAAGCUAGCACCCCUUUUGAAACCUGUGUACCGGCAAUGUUCUUCUCAAGCAGGAUUUUAUCUCAUACUGUAGCAGAAAGUAUUUAAAUUCCGUUUGAAGGAGAAAAAAAAAAAAAAAAACACUGCUCAUCUGUUGCUUCUCGAAAAGCAUGUUUGUCUACGAACGUUUCAGGUGGUGUUUGAGAUGCUGUGUGGUCGUUAGCAUGGUGAUAGUGAAAUGCACACGAAACACGCUCCUGUUCAGGCGGUGCCAAUUCAAGGCUGAGUGACACAAGCACAACGUUUGGCACUGGUACAGCAGCUAAAACAAAAGAGUCUCUCAUUUUAAACGUUAUUUCCUGAAGGUUUUUAGCGUUGUCUUUAUUUUCCGAGGACACCUUGGAGUACUUGCCUUUUUUUUGUGAUUCGAACCGCCAUCUUGACAAUGGUUUUAGUUGCAAUACAUCAUGCUGCUUCCACUUCGCCUCCACGCCGACGGGGUGUGAGUAAGAGUCCAGUGACGCACGUGUUUACGUUGACAUGCAGCCAUGAUGUGAGCGCCACGACUGGAAGAGACGAUUCUUUUCUGCUGCUAAUGUUCACCGUCCGCUCUGUUCAUCUGGGUUUCUGAGAAUGUAGACGCAGCUCUGAAAGGCCACAGCUAACACAGGUGCUCAUCUGUCGUUGAAUUAAAGCACAUUUGUGAGCGUCGUCGUGUUCCCGGUUGUCGCCAAAUCCGGAAAUCCCAAACCAAUUCGGCGGCGAUUUGGCUCACGGCUGAUUGGCGGGACGCUGUUGUGUUGUACCUGAGCUUGUGUAUGUGGGUACCGUGGUGACGGCGAUGUAAAUGGUGCUGAAAACAACAAUGUUGACCACGUUCAUGUCAUGUAGAUCAUGAUAGGCUAAUGUACAAAGGAUGCAUUUGUGCAGCGCCCCCUGGCGUCUGAGCACAUUUCUUCGAUUGGUUCACAAGCCAGUCUUUGUUUUGAGGUACUAUAACAGUUGUGGUGAGCUUAUUAUAUAUCGACUUGUACAAAAACCUGUUAAAAAGUGAGUUGAAAACUCAAAUCAUCUUUUAUUAAUGGAUGCAAGUAUUUAUGUUACUUUAUUUUUGUAUUUGUUUUAUAUCUAUUUAUCUCUUGUUUAUUCACUUGGUGGCCAUGUCUUUGGUAUGACUAUUCUAUGGAGAUGUAAAAAGUGAAAAUAGAUUUUUUUUACUCAUUCUAUAUAUCUGUAAAUACCAGAGUGGUGUUCAUCUAGAAGCGUGUGUGUGUGUGUGUGAGCGUGUAUGUGUUUAGGCCGGUGUGUGUUCCGUCUACGUGAGAAUGUGCUGGAUGUCGGAAUAUGCUGCUUCAUUAAAAAUCCUCGGAGUGAAUGAACAGGAAAAUAAACUAGUGGUGAAAAUGUAUAUGAUGUUAGAAAAAAAUAUAACAUGCUGUGCUGAUAACUGUAGAUGGGAAGACUACUGUAGUAAAAAUGGCUGAACGGCCGUCGAAAUAAACCCGCGUCCUUGUCUUGUGUGAAGGUUUUUCCCACUCUUUUGUUUGUUCGUAUGAGUAUGUGAAGCGAGGAGUGACUUGGCUGCUAUUAUGGGCUGUUUUCUGAACCAAAGUCGGCGUUGCAGUUGUGUUUUGAUCGGUGUGUUUAAGCGGCUGUUGCUGGAUCAGUUGAGAAAAAGCUAGCGAACAAGGUCAAGCUGUAAAGUUGAAAGGCUCACGGUUCGUCUCAAGUGGCCCGAAACCACCCAACAACAAGUGUAAUUUGGGAAAGAGUUCAAUGUAGUGUGACGAGGAUUUGGAGAAACAAUGUAGAAAGUUGAGGCGUUCGCUGGUUGGAGGCAAAGUUGGACUCAGAAGAUUGAGAUCCAGCGAUCUCCGUUUUUCUCUUCUGCUUCAUCAUUUCUCGAGAGGGAGCAACAAAAUCGUUUUUUUCCUCCCUUUUAGUCCGACUCACUUUCAUCUCCCUUCCUGCCCCGAGGUACAGUUGUUUAUUCUAUCUCUCCAGAGUCCAGCUGCUUAUCUGUGCGGCGCUUAUGGUGUGUGUGAAAAGAGCUGAGCCAUGGGGCAGAAGAAACACCUGAGCAGGAGCCAAACCUGUUUCUUCUUGAUAUUCUUUGUCUUUCUUUCUGUUUUUUUAAAUAAUCCAAUGCUAUUUUGACAUAUUUACUGAUUUUUUAAAAUGUUUUUUCUUUUCG